Messenger RNA from Paramacrobiotus metropolitanus, 2080 nucleotides. RefSeq lists its product as uncharacterized. Lineage: Eukaryota; Metazoa; Tardigrada; Eutardigrada; Parachela; Macrobiotidae. The transcript is spliced from 6 exons. Bases 1 to 1056 code for a protein of 351 amino acids. The record is from RefSeq and is a predicted model, not a curated record.
AUGCGAACCUUGACAAUUUUAAGAAUUACAUAUUCAUUUGUCAUCCUUAAAUCGGUAAUCUUGAUCGUACACAUUCGCGAAUCGGAGCUGGCCAUUACGGUACCCGCAACUACCACCACAAGACCGGUUUACGCCAAAUUUUUCCUCCGUCGGCAAGGGCCCCGCACCGACCGCCAAACCAGCUGGGAUUUGACUAAGUGCGUAUACUGGACGGCGUUCUGCAACGGUAAUUCUAAUGUGGAAAUCUAUCAGGAACAAGUGGAUAACGUGGGCACUUAUCUGUGUGUACCCGGUGACCCGCCGUACGCAUUCGGACUAAACACAUAUGGGCAGUGUAAUCCCUAUACAUUCACGGGCGUUGCGGAGGUUCCCACGCUGGUUGACGUGUCGGGAAUCGAUGAGGUCACCGUCUUGUGCAGCAAUGCAGCCAAUGCGCCGAUCAGUGGACCGUUGUUAGCGGCGGAACCAAGCUUCUCCAGUAUUUUACAACUGACACAGUAUCAGUACCAGCUGGUGGUGGGAGCGAGCAGCAAUGGCGAUUUCAGUCCAUAUUAUAUAGCACCCGACAACGAAGGCGGCUUCUUAACGACGAGUACUCGACCGUCGCUGGACACGGUGCAGAUAAUCACCGUCAUGGUCCAGGACCAGUACACGGCUUUCGUCUCUAACCCAAUCAAUAUAACAUUUGUCCUUAAAACAUGCCAGCUGCGGAUCGUUGGACCGUCUUCCUUUCAAGUUUGCAAUAGUCUGAAUCAGCUGACAACAAUACCCAACGCACAGUAUUCGAUAACACCUGCUCCACCUGGACCGGCAACAAGCACAACCGGUACAACAAUCGUAUGGAACGACCCGGUUUUAGUUAGCAGCUCCAACGGAGACACGUUUUCCUAUCUCAUGGCGGCACAAGGUGGCACUUAUCAGUUGGUAGCCACAGCUCCAGCAGUGCCGGCAACGGAAGUUCAAGUGUACAAUUUCACCGCCAUCGAUAGCACAAGUGGGACCAAUUACGCGGAGGCCAGUCGAUUAAUUACCGUCGUGCUGAAUGCGGGCUGCUAACAGCAAAAUAGCACCAAAUACAGAGUGGUAAGCCACUAUGCAGACACACCACAUUGAAUAAAAUAUACGAGUACAUAUAAUUACAGAGCUACAGACUGUCACAGACAGCAGGAUUUAUAAAUUAAUUUACUUGUCAUGUAGGAAUGUUUUCGUCAAAAUCUGAAUGUAUAGACAGGCUUUGCUUUAAAAAAGAAGUAUGCACCAAAAGUAAAAGUCAUCAGAACAGCGAAAACCAGAACAAAUCACCAUAAAUAAAUUACUUUUUCUGACUGGAUUGUCCCAUUUCGAUCGAUCGUUUCGUUGCCGCUUCCACGGCAGUGAUCAAGGCAUUCCGGAUUCCACCUUGUUCCAAAGCAUGCAGACCGUGUAUUGUCGUGCCUCCGGCGCUGGCUACAUUGUCACGCAGAACUGCUGGAUGCUGACCGGAUUCCACCACCAUUUUUGCAGCACCCUAAAGUAGAUGUGGAUCAAAUGCAAAAAACUAUUAGUUUGUGUAACAAAACUAAACCGCAGCCGUUUACCAAUACUGUCUGAGCGGCUAAUUUUGUUGAUAAAUCCCGAGGUAAACCCAUCUUGACACCACCAUCCGACAACGCUUCAAUUACUGUGAAAACCUAAAAAUAAAGCAGCAGUUGUGGCUAACAACAAUUAGAGAAACAUAUCUGUAAAUUUUCGCAGCGAUUUUUCUGUAGUCGAGUCUUUUAUUACGACCAAAAUAUCCAAUUUCGCGAGGCUAAAGUCGUCUUGAACUACACGCAGGCAGACACGAGAACUAACAGUAAGCUCCGAACCCCCGCUUCUAAACUGCAUUUGCAGACAUCCUGUAAAGAGACUAUAAUGGUAGGUCAGACAUCAGACAAUUUUGUUUAAAGUCUAACAUGUUAACAUCCUUUCUGUAUUAUGGAUUAUCGCAACUUGUGGCAAAGCGUUUUACUCUGCAUGCUUUUUGACCGGCACAGAUAAGGAGAACACCUUAAUGUUCGGCUAUUGUUUUUGUUUUUGCAAUCACCAUACUGUGAAGUUC